Messenger RNA from Lampris incognitus (smalleye Pacific opah), 5329 nucleotides. RefSeq names its product methyl-CpG-binding domain protein 5-like. Gene Ontology annotation, cellular component: nucleus; chromocenter. The coding region runs from base 808 to 5157 and encodes 1449 amino acids. The transcript is spliced from 10 exons. The record is from RefSeq and is a predicted model, not a curated record. NCBI's taxonomy places the organism in Eukaryota, Metazoa, Chordata, Actinopteri, Lampriformes, Lampridae. Gene Ontology annotation, molecular function: DNA binding; chromatin binding.
UUGAAUCUCUUUCAAGCCUCUAACAAGUCAUUCACAGGGGAAUCACUGAGACAUUUUGUGCCUCGGGCCACGGCUGAAUGUGAGUCAUCCUCCUCGACGUUGCAGUCCUGUAACUUUUGACAUGAAGCUCCUCCAUCUAUCCCGGGUCUGGGGGGGACACGCAUCACCUCUCCCAUCUGGUCGGCCCGGCCGCGCAGACGCAGUGUGGUUCUCCAUCAUCCUCAAUAUCCCAGUCUAGGAGAACCAGCGGAGGCUGUGAACUAAUGGGAGCCAUGGGAAUACCACUACCCAAGUCUCCUUGGGAACAAAGACAUUGACUGCGUCCCUAUUUGAGAAUCACCAAUUCUGGGAAUCAACAAAUGGUAAUAUUUUUUAUUUUCUUUAGAGGACUCUGAGGCACACAGUAGACUCCUGUGUCUCGCAGGACUUCGCCCCGGAUCUCAAGCGACGUUGGCCAUUGUCUUCCCAAAGUCAGAUGCAUCACCAAUGGCUCUGAUUGAGAAGACACCAUGAUGGAAGUCCCCACACCAUUCAGAAGCCAAACCAUGAAGCAGCUCAAAGGGUAGGGUCUGCCGUGAGCUCGCCUCACCCCCAUCCACCCUCCCUUUCACCCAACCCAAACCCCAAAACAAACCCACCCACCCUCCAAGGCUGACCUGUAAAUUCAGCUUUGAAUCUUCAUCCUUGGUUCCAACCCCACCACCACCAAUGCGGCUUUAGAGGAUGAAAAUGAUGUGUGCAACAAAGACACCAGUUGAUGAGUUAUAGAUAUACCUCUUUGGUGUCAAACGUAAAACCAGUGGAGCAAUGAAUGGAGGAAAGGACUUUGAAGCAGGAGACGAGCGGCAGACUGCUCCUGUCCAGGUCCCCAUUGGCUGGCAGCGGAAGCCGGAGCCUAGUGGAGGGGUCGUCUAUGUAAGCCCCAGUGGCUCAGUGCUGUCCUGCUUGGAGCAGGUGAAAACCUACCUGCUGACAGAUGGGACCUGCAAAUGUGGCCUGGAGUGUCCACUCAUCCUCCACAAGGUGUUCAACUUUGACCCCGGGGCUGCAGUCAAGCAGAGGACAGCUGAGGAUGUGAGGGCAGACGAGGAUGUAACUAAGCUAUGUAUCCACAAGAGGAAGCUGCUGGCUGUGGCCACUCUGCACAAGAGCAUGGAGACGCACCCGACUCUGGCUCUCACCAGUCCAGGAGGAGGUGCAGUACCUAUGGUCCCUGCGCAUUCCACAAGUCAACGAGCAAUAAGGACUAAACCACAUGAGGGUCUGCCAAACUCUGCUGUCCCUGACUGCAAGAACCCCUUCAAGAUGAUGAUGGCAGGAGGCCAACAGCAGCAGCAGAGACUGUACACACCCCAGGAAGUGGGUGGGGUCCAACAGUCAGAGCUCUACCCGGGUUACCCCAGGCAACAGAGACUGGGGAGUGGGGAGCCAGGCCCAAAGUCUCCCUACCGGGCUGGAUAUGGUAGCAUGCUAAGCCCACCUCCCUCCAGCUCCAAGCUGUAUGGAGAUGACUCGCAGUCCCCCAGCACGGAUACCCUGGGCAGCCCUGACAGCUUUCCAAGGACAAACUCCUGUGGGUUCCCUGGUGCUGGCAGCCCCAGCCCGGUCUCUCUCCAUGGAAAUAGCCGGACACCUCUCUCCCCCCCCAGCAUGAUGCUUCACGGCUCCCCGGCUGGCCAGCCAUCCUGCGCAAUGGCAGGGAGGACUAGCACACCUCUCUCCCCCACAGCCACUGCCAAAAGCCCAGUCAUGAACAUGCCUAGGGGGAACUUGCCCCCUGGGAUGGAUAUGCCUCGAGCAGCGUUUCAUCAUAAAACUCAGCCUGCCCAUCACCCUGUACCACCCCCGCCCUCUAUUCCUCCUCUUUGUGCCCUUCAGAAAAGACAGCUGACCUCUGAGAAAGAUCCCUUAGGGAUUCUGGACCCCAUCCCCAGUAAGCCCGUCAGCCAGCCCCCCACCAAUGCCCCAAAUCCCUCCAACUUUCAGCCUAACAUCCACUCUCAGGUACCAAUGAUGAAUGUAAACAUCCCCCCUCCCGCCAUUGUCCCCUUGCCAAGCAACUUACCUUUACCCACGGUUAAGCCUGGGCCUGUGGGACAUGGCGGCCAUGUUCAAAGGUCUCAGCAGGCCGGGCCCGGCCCCUCUAUGUCGCCGUCUCCAGUGACCUCCCCAGUCCACAUGGGGCCUGCUCUGGGCAGAGUGGAGGCCUCCCCGCACCGGUCGCGCUCCUCUUCCACUUCCUCUGACCAUGGGAACUUUGCCAUGCCUACAGGGCACCAGGCCCCAUGUAGCACCAUGAAGGUCCCCCCUCGCUCCCCAAGGUCGACCAUGGGUUCCCCCCGACCAGCCAUCCCAUCCAGCCCCUCCACCAACAAAGCAGACCAACUUCAUCAGUACAAAGACUCUCAGCUCCUCACUGGGAUGGGGAACACCUCUGUUGGUCCCCAGCUGAACCCCAACCCCAUUUACUCCCCCACAUCCUCUUCCUCAUCCUCGUCCACCCCAAGCGCUUCCCAGAAGGGGCACCCAGGUCUCCUGGGAUUGCCUCUCAACCAGAUCCUUAACCAACAGAAUGCUGCCUCCUUCCCCGCCAGCAGCCUCCUGUCUGCAGCCGCCAAAGCACAGCUAGCAAAUCAAAACAAACAUACCGCUGCUGGUAACAGCCCUGCUGCCAUGGCAACUGGUGCUGCUGGUGGUGGUAUGGGCGCCACAGGGACAGGAGGUGUGGGUACAGGAGGGGGUGUAGGGCACCCUGGCUCUCUGGGUGGCCCCCGUGCCUUGGAGGGGCACAGCACUUUAAACCCCAUGCUUGCGCCCAGCUCUGCCAUGAUACUCAACACACCGGAAGGUCAGAGUGGCCGUGCAGCGCUAAGAGACAAACUGAUGGCCCAGCAGAGAGACCCCCUGCGUAAGCGCAAGCAUUCGUCCACCUCCACAACAGUCAACCACGAUGGCAGCAACAACAUGGUCUACAGUAUUCUUAACAAACCAGGUUUGGGGGGCACCCGGGCACCAGGACCCAACCCCACAGAACAGCUACGAAAGGUCGCCCGACUGGGAAACCUCCCCCCAAACACCUCCAUGGCCCAGCUGCUCCAGUCUAUGAGCUGCCAGAGCUCCCACAACCUGGGUGGAAACAGCCUCCGGCCUGGGCUGGGACCUAGUCCUCCAGGAGGCGGACAGCUACACUACAGUGACGGCACCCCCAUGGUCCCUGGGGCCCAACAGCAGAACCUUUUGGCCCAGCAGAGGCUGCGUGGCCCAGUAGAUAUCAUGCAGCACUGCCAGAACAUGGAUUCCUCUGGGGGCCACUCAGGCUCCCACGCAGGCCAGUUUCCUGAUAUGAUGGCCCAGAUGCAGGCCUCAUCCAUGGGAAGUUGUGGGCCCCUCGGGCCUGGUGGUGGACAGGUGGGCCAUGAUGGAAUGCCACUGGGUCAUCCCAACAGUAACCCUCCCCCUUUGUCUCACCCUGGGUCUCACCGCCAGCAGCAGGGUCUCCUCCGUGGAAUGGGACGUACCAACAUGGCAGUGAUGACACUUGGGGGCAGCGAUGGCAGUUGUGGACAGGCUAUCCCGGAUGCAGGAAACCUCUCAUCAAUGAGCUGCAGUAUGAGCAGUCUGCAGCCCCAUGCCACCAGUGGUGCAGGUCAGCUGUACCAGCAGCAGGUCCACCAGGGCAUGCAGCAGGGUGUGGCCCCCCAUUCAGCAUACCAUGGUCAGCAGCACUUUCCUGACACUUCCUCUUACCAGGACGGCACCAACCCUAACACCGGCUCCAUGACCUGCCUCUACCAGAACUACCAGCAGGGGAUGAUAUCCCAGGCCCAGUUCGGGGAGGGGCAGCAGCAAGAACUGCAGACCCAGGGAGAGGGACUUACAACUGGGACAACGGACCCUGAAAGGCUCCCUGGUGGCGGCUCAGAGUCUGUGGACGCCAUCUACAGAGCAGUGGUGGACGCCGCCAGCAAGGGCAUGCACGUUACCAUCACCACCACGGUGAGCGGGACCACACAAGCCAACCCGGUGCCCGCUCUCAGCGCCAUGAGUGCCUUCACUGCCUCCAUAGGGGAACCUGUCAACCUUCCCCAAGCGGUCAGCGCAGUCAUUCACGGCCACCAGGAAGGGGAGGUCCUCCUGCAGCAGCCCAGACCGAGACUGGCUCGACCAGGACGUGCACAGAAGAACCUUGAGCCCGGGAAGAGCACUCCAGAUGGACAGGAGGCCAACGACUACUUCCGCUCGCCUGGCCGCAGAACUCCCAGGGGGCAAUGGGAGGGGGACACGCAGCACGGAGGAGGCUUCGACCCACACAGCAACAACAGCGCCUGGGGGGGCGAGGAGUUCCUGGAGUGCUCCACCCAGGUAAGGAGUAGUCCCUGCAUGGAGAGACUGGGCAGCCUGGCUCCAGCCCCACCCUGCCCUUCUGAGAGCUCCCACAACCAUGGCCUGAACACAGACAAAGCCUUCCUCGAUGACGGUUUCCGCUUCAACAACUGCAGCCGCACGCCUGCCAACUACAAGGAGCGUCUGGACCAGACUGUGGAGCACUGCGCCCACAUCAAUGGUCACACCCCCCAGUUCGCCACCCGGGCUUAUGGCGAGGUCCUGGGCCCUCCACGGCAGGAGCUAACAGGGGACGACCAGUCCCCGAGCUCCUCCACCAGCCUGGAGGGACCACUGGCAACCACCAAGGACUACAGCCACUACAAUGGGCACUUCAAUGGUAUGGCGCCCAGCCCCUCAGACACUAAGAGCCUGAGCAGUGAGGAAGACCUGCGGCAACCGGACUCUCCUUCCUCAGAGCUGCUCCAGUAUCGACCCAGGACAUUUAACAUGGGGGAACUAGUCUGGAGCCAGUUGAAGGGCUUCCCACCCUGGCCUGCCAAACUGGCUGGGGACGAGCAGAUGCACAAUGCUGCUAUGCAGCUCAGAGAACAGGCCAAGGUUGAACCCGAGAAGCUGAAAACACUAACUCACGACCUGGAAGCACUUGACCGAGCCGCCAAAAGAAACCGCAAACCCGGGAAACUGAAUAAUCACUUGGAAGCUGCUAUACAUGAGGCCAUGAGUGAGCUUGAUAAGAUGUCGGGCACUAUCCCAUCGAGGGACCGUCAGCUAAAGUUGCCCAAACCUAAAAGGAGAAAGAUCUCUAGAUAACAUUGAAUGUCUCGGCCCGCACAGUCAACUCGGAAGCCUUCGGGACAACGGUCCGUACAGCCUUGACGCCAACUCUGAGCUCUCCACCAGGUGCUACACACACGGACGUUAGCGGUACGAUGUUGCUCCAUCGAAUCGACUCAACUGACCGACCACGGAAGGUGCUGGAAAA